UUGUAGUUCUUUUGUACCGCAGAUCCCGGAGGAGUAGCCAUUUGCUGUUUUUACCUAAACAGCCUGAAAGUUGUGUAACAGACAAAACAAAAGGACACCGAUCCGGGACUCGACGCUCCAUACACGCGGUCUAAUUCGGCUAAAAAUGUUUUCCCUGUCGUCCUUUCAGCCACAACAGAUGAUUGUGCCCCUCAGCCAGCUCAUCAGUGCGCUCCACUCCCUGAAGAACUCAGUCACAGCUUCAGUGCAGACCCUACACAAAGACUUCACUGCUGAGCCCACCUGGCUUCCAAAAGAGCCCAGUGCGAGUCUCCGGGAGCUGGGUCUGUCGGACAUCAGCGGGAGUCAACUGGAUGAUUUGCUCAGCAGGUUGCUGCCCGAUUUCGGACGAGAGGAACCCCCCACCGUCCCUUCUAUAUGGAGGACAACUCAUGUUUCUGCAGACACUUUCUUUCACAACAAGCACGGGUUCUCACACAGAAGACAAGGGGGGUUUGCCUCGUCGAUAUUCCAUAACCACAGACCUCUUAAAGAACUUUGUUCAGAGCUUCAGUUUUUACCCUUGUUGGUCCAGAGUCGAGGUUUCAAGACUCACAGAUCAAAGACCAGACGAAGAGAAUAUGGUCACGAUGUCCCUUUGGAACCUGAAUCCGAACGGCCCUUCAUGAAGGCUUUUCUGACAAGAGAAAGGGCACCAGAGCUGCAGUCCAUGGACCAACUUAUAAAACAUAAGAACCUUCCCGAGAGCCAACAUGAGGCCUUCAAGUCGGGCUUCUCAGAGGGCUUCAUGCAAUCUCAGGGCAUUGUACAGAGAACACAAGAGGGCUUGAGGAAAAUCAGACUGAUUGUGAUGGUGUGUUUACUGAUGGCCUUUAUUGGUGUCGCAAGAGCCCCCUUUCUCUCGGGGAGAGGCUCCUUUUCUGACGCUGUGAGGUUCCGCACCAGUGUUCUGGGCUCGGCUAUCGACCCCACGCAGAUGAACGUGACUUUCGAGCAUGUGAAAGGAGUGGAGGAGGCAAAGAACGAGCUGCAGGAUGUUGUGGAGUUCCUCAAGAACCCCCAAAAGUUCACCGUGCUGGGUGGGAAGCUUCCCAAAGGGAUACUCCUGGUGGGGCCGCCCGGCACAGGGAAGACCCUGCUGGCCCGAGCUGUUGCCGGUGAAGCGGAUGUGCCUUUCUACUACGCCUCGGGGUCCGAGUUUGAUGAGAUGUUUGUGGGUAUUGGCGCCAGCCGCAUCAGGAACCUCUUCAAGGAGGCCAAAAAUAACACACCUUGUGUCAUCUUCAUUGAUGAACUAGACAGCGUCGGGGGGAAGAGAAUAGAAUCUCCAAUACAUCCUUACUCCAGACAAACCAUCAACCAGCUUCUGGCUGAAAUGGACGGGUUCAAGCCAAACGAGGGCGUCAUCGUCAUCGGCGCUACCAACUUUGCUGAGGCUCUGGAUAACGCUCUGGUCCGACCGGGCAGGUUUGACAUGCAGGUGACCGUCCCUCGGCCGGACGUGAAGGGACGGACGGAGAUCCUCAACUGGUACCUUUCCAAGAUUAAAGUGGACUCUGGGGCCAACGCUGAGAUCAUCGCCCGGGGCACGGUGGGCUUCUCAGGGGCGGAGCUGGAGAACUUAGUCAACCAGGCUGCCUUGAAGGCAGCGGUUGACGGGAAAGAGAGGGUCACCAUGAAGGAGUUGGAGUUCGCUAAAGACAAGAUCCUCAUGGGCCCUGAAAGGCGGAGCGUGGAGAUCGACAAGAAGAACAAGACCAUCACGGCCUAUCACGAGUCGGGCCAUGCCAUCGUGGCAUACUACACCAAAGAUGCAAUGCCCAUCAACAAAGCCACAAUCAUGCCUCGGGGGCCAACGCUAGGCCAUGUGUCCCUCCUCCCGGAGAAUGACCGCUGGAGCGAGACCAGGGCUCAGCUGCUGGCUCAAAUGGACGUCAGCAUGGGGGGUCGUGUGGCGGAGGAGCUUAUCUUUGGAGAUGACUAUAUCACCACAGGUGCGUCCAGCGACUUUGAUGGAGCAACCAAAAUAGCCAAUAUGAUGGUCACCAGGUUUGGCAUGAGUGGCAAGCUGGGUGUGAUGACCUAUGGAGAUGUGUCUAAACAGAGCCCCGAGACACAAGCCGCCAUCGAGCAGGAAGUCAGAUUGUUACUGAAGGACUCCUACGAACGGGCUAAAAACAUCCUGAAGACAUACAAAAAGGAGCACGAGAAGCUGGCCGACGCCCUCCUCAGAUACGAGACUCUGGAUGCCAAGGAGAUCCAGAUGGUUCUGGAGGGCAAACCGCUGGACCAUUAGCCCCAUAACCCCCCCCCCCCCCGCGCCCCCGCCCCCGCCCCGCCUGACUUGUGUACAUAAGACAUUGCUGGGAUUAAUUUACUGAAUUUAGUUUGUUUUUUUAAAAUAAAUGUUUAAUUUGAUGGAGAGUAUAAACAACCUUGAGGUGCAUCAUAAAUCUAAACAUCAUAAAUGGUGCUUCUAUUUAUUUAUAACCUUCAAGUACCUCACGUAGAACUCAUUUAUGUUGCAACUAUUUAUGGUGAAAUGUUAUCCUUUUCUUUUGAAUUAGUGAUCUUUUGAUGUGCUCACCUGUUAAAUGAUAUGAGAUGAAA
Molecule: messenger RNA, 2610 nt
Organism: Dunckerocampus dactyliophorus (ringed pipefish)
Lineage: Eukaryota; Metazoa; Chordata; Actinopteri; Syngnathiformes; Syngnathidae
Product: ATP-dependent zinc metalloprotease YME1L1-like
Exons: 18
Coding region: 146-2296 (716 amino acids)
Biological process (GO): mitochondrion organization; protein quality control for misfolded or incompletely synthesized proteins
Cellular component (GO): mitochondrial inner membrane
Molecular function (GO): ATP binding; ATP-dependent peptidase activity; ATP hydrolysis activity
Source: RefSeq, a predicted model, not a curated record